Molecule: messenger RNA, 1697 nt
Organism: Ahaetulla prasina
Lineage: Eukaryota; Metazoa; Chordata; Lepidosauria; Squamata; Colubridae
Gene: PMVK
Product: phosphomevalonate kinase
Exons: 5
Coding region: 865-1362 (165 amino acids)
Biological process (GO): cholesterol biosynthetic process; isopentenyl diphosphate biosynthetic process, mevalonate pathway
Cellular component (GO): cytoplasm
Molecular function (GO): phosphomevalonate kinase activity
Source: RefSeq, a predicted model, not a curated record
CGCCCCGUUUUGGGCCUAGCAGAUCUCCCUGCAGCCUCCUGGGACCAAAAACAGGCCCUAACACAGCACCCUAUUGUGCCCAGCUUCAUAAGAGGUGCAACUAGCUUGAAGUCUCUGACAGCGCACCAGUUUCCCACCUGGGAACUACCUACCAGCAAAGUCUUUCUUCUCCCCAGUCUUUCAAGACAGUUCACAAUUACUGACAAUUAUCAGGCUUGGAGAGUGGCCAGGCCGAUAUCUUUCAGAUGCUGCAAUACUUGGCAAGAAUGCAGGAAUGAACUAAAUUGCCUCCUGCAAACUCCACUCCCCUUUUGCUCCUCUUUUAUUCCCUCUGGAAAGGGCCAUUCACCGUCCACCUGUGGCCUUACUCCUGAGUCGACCCUUGUUCUUUAGUUGUUCCCUUCGUUUGGCAACUCUGCGCAUGCAUGCGCACACUGGGAAACAGGUUCCAGCUGUUCGUCUGCCUCACUGAUGUCUGACUCCAAAGGCAGCUAGUAACUGGGAAACGGCCCUGGCCCCCUCUCUGCCUCGGAUGCAGAGCCCUUGUCUGAGCCUUCCCCAGACUCCAGGACUGGCCCACAUUCCUCCCCAACCUCCUCACUGUCUGAAUCUGCUGCCAGAUCCGCUGGCUGCUGGCGAGCCAUGAUACAUGCAUCGCCAAACUUUGGGCGCUUCCGUUGCCUUGGCAAGUGACAGCCCACUCCACGAGAAGCGCGGCCACGAAGGCAGCGUGGGCCACACAGGCCUCCUAUCGAGAUAUGCAGAGCUGGAUGCCUUCGCUUCGGCUGAAGCGGCUUUCAGCAGACAAGUUGUCCAGAAAGUCUAUGCAGAUUCGGGGGCUCCGGACCGCUGCCCACCCUUACGAUGCGCCAGAUUUGGUUGGGGUUGGAUGUUUGUACCAUCCUCCGCUUAUCCGGGCCUCUGAAAGAGCAGUACGCAAAGGAACACGGCCUGGAUUUCCAGCGGCUUUUAGAUGCCACCGAUUACAAGGAACUUUAUCGGGAAGACAUGAUCCGUUGGGGGGAAGAGCGACGCCAAAGCGAUCCCGGUUUCUUUUGCCGCAUUGUGGUGGAAGGCGUAACGCAACCCAUCUGGAUCGUGAGCGACACCCGGAGGUCCUCGGACGUGGAAUGGUUCCGUGACGUGUACGGGGACCUGGUUCAAAUCGUGCGGGUGAUCGCCACGGAGGAGACCCGGAGAAGACGGAACUGGGUGUUCGUGGCAGGAAUUGACGACGCGGAAUCCGAGUGCGGGUUAGACCAAGGCGUCCCCUACGACUGGGUGGUCACCAACGACGGAGACCAGUUGUCCUUGGACGCCCAGUUGGAGAAGCUGCUCCAGUUUAUCCAGAGCAAAAUUUAGGAAACUGCUGGGUUUCCCCAUUUGUCUCUCUCUUUCUCUCUCUCCCCCCACCCCUCCGUAGCUCUUUUGGGGAGGGGGCUUAGGCUGGGGCUCUUGGCUGAAGGACCCAAGAGGAGUGAAGAUGUUGGAGGAGGAGGAGGAGGAGGUCCUUCCCAUACAAGGAGACCCCUGGCAAGGGACCAUCACAUCACAUUAAACUUUGCUGUACAGCUUCCUUCCUGGAAUGGAGACGCCACUCCAGAAAAUGCCAUAAUCCAGUGCCGGUUUUUCUUCCUUCUCUCUCUCUCUCUCUCUCUCUCUCUCUCUCUCUCCCUCCCUCCCUCCCUCCCUCCCUC